Molecule: messenger RNA, 1367 nt
Organism: Stegodyphus dumicola
Lineage: Eukaryota; Metazoa; Arthropoda; Arachnida; Araneae; Eresidae
Product: chitin deacetylase 8-like
Biological process (GO): carbohydrate metabolic process
Molecular function (GO): hydrolase activity, acting on carbon-nitrogen (but not peptide) bonds
Source: RefSeq, a predicted model, not a curated record
UCAAAUAGUAUUGCCAUUCAGUAUCUGACACAUAAAGCGAUAAGAAUUCGCAAUAAAAGCCCCUUCUAAUUUAACUUGUCACUCCAAAACCUCUAGAUAUGAUUGCCAACAUAAUUUUUUCUUGUCUCCUGUUGUUGUUAGGUGGCGUCUGGACAGCGCCUCCCUCUGAGCAAGAUUACGAGCCUGAUUAUUCUGAUGAAAUAGUGACUCCUUCUUGCGAAGUCAAGAAAUGCCAGCCUCCUAAUUGCAGCUGCUUUGGAGUUCAGCCGCAUGUUCCUGUAAAGAAACGUCCACAGUUCGUUAUGCUGACGUUUGAUGACGCCAUAACUGUUGCCAACAUUGGCACGUAUAGAAAAAUAAUAGAGAAACGGCGAAACAAAAGAGGCGGAAGAAAUAUUACAAUGACAUUCUUUGUUUGUCACGAAUAUAAUGAUUAUUCCCUUACUAAUGCUCUGUAUCAGGAAGGACAUGAAAUAGCUGUACAUUCCAUCAGCCAUGAAAGUAACACUGAUCUUUGGCGAGAUGCUACCGAAGAAAAAUGGACGAAGGAAAUGGCAGGAAUGCGGACCAUGCUUAAAACUUAUGGAGGUAUUCCUCAAGAAGAAAUUGUGGGACACAGGGCACCUUUCUUACAAACUGCUGGCAACAUCACAUUUAGAGUACUAAAGACUGAAGGUUUCUUGUAUGAUUCAUCCAUGCCUACCAGGAACUACAUGGAGCCGCCAAUUUGGCCAUAUACUCUCGAUUAUGGGUACCUUCAAGACUGCCAAAUACAACCUUGUCCAACGGAGUUCUUUGAAGGUAUUUGGAUAGUACCAAUGAUUCAGUAUCGCAGGAAAUCUAAGGAUGGUGACUUCUUUUGCUCUAUGGUAGAUGCUUGCACCCCCCAGCCGACAACAGCGAGUGACACCAAGGAGUUUCUGCUACAAAACUUUGAAAGACAUUAUAAAAACAAUAGAGCACCAUUCCCAGUAUUUCUUCAUGAAGGCUGGCUUCGGGAAGAGGGACGCCUAAAUGGAUACCUCCAGUUUUUGGAUGAAAUUUUGGAAAAUGAUGAUGUUUUUGUGGUGUCCAUACGUGAAGUAAUCGAAUAUAUGAAGAAACCCGUGACAGUGGAAGAGUAUAGAGCGCGAACGGCGAAAGGUGCUGAACCCUGUGAAAAAUCUGAAACAUGCGCUUAUAAGAAACCUUUAAGGAAUAUGAAGAGUUGUAUAUCUUGCCCUAAGUAUUAUCCUUGGGUAGGUACCCCUCUAGGCAGAAGACCACCUAAAGGCUUUCUAGAUUAUAAUUAAACUGUUCUCACUUAUUACUAUAAUGUAAUUUACUAAUAAUUGUUUGCAUUUAAUAAAUUCUGAAUUCAUUAAAAA